UGUAGCAGCGUGGAUAUGUCGGACCCGGCGGCGCAGGCCUUACAACCCCGGCUUCUCCAAGCCCAGUCUGCUGGGUCAGCUGGGUCCAGCACUGUCGCGACAGGCUCCGGAUCAGGGAAUAGCGACCCGGCCAGACCGGGACUCAGCCAGCAACAGCGCGCGAGCCAGAAGAAAGCCCAAGUCCGAGCUUUCCCACGGGCAAAAAAGCUUGAGAAACUUGGCGUAUUCUCCGCAUGCAAGGCUGUUGACACAUGCAAGUGCAAUGGAUGGAAAAACCCAAAUCCACCAUCAGCCACACGUAUGGACCUGCAGCAGCAGGCAGCCAGCCUGAGCGAGCCGUGCCGCAGCUGUGGACAUGCUCUGGCGGAUCAUGUGUCCCACUUGGAGAAUGUGUCUGAGGAUGAGAUUAACAGGCUGUUGGGGAUGGUGGUGGAUGUGGAGAACCUUUUUAUGUCUGUACAUAAAGAGGAGGACACUGACACCAAACAGGUGUACUUCUACCUUUUUAAGCUGCUGAGGAAAUGCAUCCUGCAGAUGAGCCAGCCGGUCGUAGAGGGAUCCCUUGGAAGUCCACCCUUUGAGAAGCCCAACAUCGAGCAGGGGGUUUUGAAUUUCGUUCAGUACAAGUUCAGCCACCUUGCACCAAAGGAAAGGCAGACCAUGUUUGAGCUGUCGAAGAUGUUCCUCUUGUGCCUAAAUUAUUGGAAGCUGGAGACGCCGACGCAGUACCGCCAGCGCACCCAGAAAGACGACGGGACGGCGUACAAAGUGGACUACACCAGGUGGCUGUGCUACUGCCAUGUCCCCCAGAGUAAUGACAGCCUACCGCGCUAUGAAACCACCCAUGUGUUCGGCCGCAGCUUGCUCAAGUCCAUCUUCACUGUGACCCGACGCCAGCUCCUGGAGAAGUUCAGAGUGGAGAAGGACAAGCUGCUGCCAGAGAAACGCACACUCAUCCUCACACACUUUCCCAAGUUCUUGUCCAUGCUUGAGGAGGAAAUCUACGGGGAGAAUUCGCCCAUCUGGGAGGCUGACUUCACCAUGCCGGCCUCAGACGGCACACAGCUGGGACAUCAGACAGUGAUCAGUCCUGCUGCAGUUUCUGGCUCCUCCGCUCUGCCCAAAGGUCUGAGCAGCAUCUCCUCUCUGGGCAGCUUGGACGCUGGAGGUGCAGAGCCCAUCACAGGAGAGAAACGGAAACUUCCGGAGGCGUUGACGCUGGAGGACGCCAAGCGGAUCCGCGUGAUGGGAGAUAUUCCAAUGGAGCUGGUCAACGAAGUCAUGAUGACGAUCACCGACCCUGCCGCUAUGCUCGGACCAGAGACUAAUCUGCUGACGCCUAACGCUGCCCGUGAUGAAACUGCCAGGCUGGAGGAGAGGCGGGGGAUCAUAGAGUUCCACGUCAUUGGAAACUCGCUUUCCCAGAAGUCCAACAAGAAGAUCCUGAUGUGGCUGGUUGGCCUGCAGAACGUCUUCUCUCACCAAUUACCUCGCAUGCCCAAAGAGUACAUCACACGACUGGUGUUUGACCCGAAGCACAAGACCCUCGCCCUUAUCAAAGAUGGCCGCGUCAUCGGUGGCAUCUGUUUUAGGAUGUUUCCCACUCAGGGCUUCACGGAGAUCGUCUUCUGUGCCGUCACAUCCAAUGAGCAAGUUAAGGGCUACGGUACCCACCUGAUGAACCACCUGAAGGAGUAUCACAUCAAACACAACAUCCUCUAUUUCCUCACUUACGCCGACGAGUACGCCAUCGGCUACUUCAAGAAGCAGGGCUUUUCCAAAGACAUCAAAGUGCCGAAGAGUCGAUACCUGGGAUACAUCAAAGACUACGAGGGAGCGACGCUCAUGGAGUGCGAGCUGAACCCGAGAAUCCCCUACACCGAGCUCUCUCACAUCAUUAAAAGACAGAAGGAGAUUAUUAAGAAGCUGAUUGAGAGGAAGCAGAGCCAGAUCAGGAAGGUCUACCCAGGUCUCACCUGCUUCAAAGAGGGCGUGCGGCAGAUCCCAGUGGAGAGCAUUCCAGGCAUAAGAGAGACAGGCUGGAAACCCAGUAACAAGGACAAAGGGAAAGAGGUGAAGGAUCCUGAUGUGUUAUACAACAUGUUGAAGAACCUCCUGGCCCAGAUAAAGACUCAUCCUGAUGCCUGGCCCUUCAUGGAGCCAGUGAAAAAAUCAGAGGCUCCAGAUUAUUACGAGAUCAUCCGCUUUCCCAUCGACCUGAAGACCAUGACAGAGCGACUGAAGAACAGAUACUACGUGACCAAGAAGCUCUUCAUUGCCGACCUGCAGCGAAUCAUCACCAACUGUCGCGAGUACAACCCUCCAGACAGCGAGUACUGCAAGUGUGCCAACACCUUGGAGAAGUUCUUCUACUUCAAAUUAAAAGACGGAGGCCUGAUCGAGAAAUGAGCUCGACCACGGAGCUGUUUCUCGAUUCGUUUGACGGCCGAGGGGCGGCUGACGCGGCGGCCACGCGCCGAGCUGGAGCAGAUCACGCGGAAAACAUUGCUAGCUUGUCAUAUCUGAGUGAAUAGAAGGGUAUGUAUGUACAUGACUGACGCAUUUGACAAGGGAAUUGUUGGACUUGAACAAACAUAACAGAGGGUUGUUUGGAAACAUCAGAGCCAGUUGAGCAUUACAAAGUGUCCAAUUGGCAUUACCUUUCCUCUUAAGGUUACCUUCUGUCAUUUCCUCUUUUCCAGUACUCGCAGUGGGUUAAUAAUCUGCAUAUACAUGUUUCAUUAAGUGUACCAAAGUUAUAGGUCCAAGUUAUAACAAUGCCACACUUUCCACCGUUAUUUAUAGUACGACUGACCUGGUUUUGUCGCAUUUAAUGACAUUUGUUCAUUCCAAGUUGCUUAAAACUCGUCACUAGAGCAGAUGUGUUUGUAGUGUAGGGUUUGUUUUUCCACAGAAAACUGGACCUCGGGACCUAAAGCCACGUUGCCUUCCGUUACUGACAGACACUUGAACAUCCCAGCCAUCGUCACGGGUUUUAGGAUAAACAGUCUUUCAGGGGUGAAGUCCUUAAAACACUCGUCGCUGAGAGAGAGAGAGAGAGAGAGGCAGUUCUUUGACUCUUGAGUAGUCUUGAAUUUCGAUCGGCCGAUUGGUGAAUAAUUUGGCGUUCAUGAAGCGCGAAUGCCAAACAUUUGCUAGUUUUAGCUCCCAAAAGUGAGGAUUUGUCGCUUCUCUCUUUUCAUUCCAAUGUUUAUUGAAUAUCUUUGGAUAUUCUUUGACUGUUGGUCAGAAAAAAGGCAAUUAUUCAUUAUUUGGGCUUCAUCAUUUUCAAACAUUCUUAAAUCUAAACAGAUGAUCGAUCAUGAUAAUGAAAACAUCGCAGAUUAGCCGAUAACAAAUUGUUGCAGCCCUACUCUUGAGUAGCUUGAGACACUGCUAGACUGCCAGUGAUGGACUGGGCAUCAAAUAUUUUCCAGCACUUGUGCGCUAAACAGAAUAAUUUCCCCGAUCGUUGCCUUCAAGAAAACACUGUUGUUUUCGUGUCGACAACAACAUAAUGGUUAUUUGUACAGUAAAUAUGAUGCAUACUGUUUAUACACCAUUUUCCACUGGCAGGGUUGUAUUCCAAACCAUGUAGGAUGAGGUCACACGUUCGUGCAGCUUUGACCGUGCUUGCAGGUGAUAUUGUAGUCGUUGGCAUUGAUUCGUUCUGUUGCUAGACUCUGUAGUACAACUUCCACACACACAUUAUGCUAAGUAGUCUAUGUAGUGUUUAGCCACAUGUUUGUGGUGGUCACUGGGUUCCUAUGUUCCCUAGUUCAAUAUUCUAUGUUAUUAAACACACAUUACCCGAACCCUGGGCACACAGGACCCGCAGAAAGCACAUGUGGUAGAACUGGGGAGCAUAGAUCCCUUUGUCAUAUUCCCAUUAUGUGCCAUCUAAGUCUGGGGAACAUAGGAAUGAGUCUGGGGGGGUCACUGGUUAGUUCAUGCUGACCUGAGUACAGUGGAGGAAAAGCUAACCAGCAGUCCUCAAGGUGAUUCUGGACUCGCAGAAAGGAGAGAACUCCGGUUUAUUUAUCACACCAUACACGAGCUGUUGUGGGUGUUAAUGCAUGGCGGACAGUUUACACUUUGAAUUCAUGAAAAAACUUGUUGCAGGUUUUUUUUUUUUUAUUGUUGUUACAAACAUUGUAAUAAACUGUUAAAAACAUGUCUUUGUUCAGCGGUCAGUGUCAAACGAGGCGCUUCCUGAGAUGCAUCCACUUCUUUUAUGGGAAGUAACUGUCCAGUGCUGGUUGAGCCCGCUUGUUGAAUGUUUCAUUGACUUGUGUUGGUUUGCGUGUGUGUGAGUGUGUUUAUUUUGUACUUGAAUCAUGACUAGCUUUGAAUUACUGAAGUGAUGUCAGUGUUGCAUUAUUCAGGGUUGUCAAUUGCGUACUUCUCCCUCAAUCUACCUAUGCUGCAUUUCAGAUUUUCUUAAAACGGUCAGUCUGAGUGAACUUUCCACCUGUUUGAGGAUGGCUACUGUCUCUAGUUAUGGUAUAAAUGCCAUUUACUGUAACUGUAAUACUGUUCAUGACAAUAAAGUUUUUUUAUAAACAAUU
This is a messenger RNA of Chelmon rostratus (copperband butterflyfish), 4568 nucleotides long. RefSeq names its product K(lysine) acetyltransferase 2A (gene kat2a). NCBI's taxonomy places the organism in Eukaryota, Metazoa, Chordata, Actinopteri, Chaetodontiformes, Chaetodontidae. Bases 16 to 2409 code for a protein of 797 amino acids. Gene Ontology annotation, molecular function: protein binding; histone H3 acetyltransferase activity. The transcript is spliced from 18 exons. Gene Ontology annotation, cellular component: nucleus; histone acetyltransferase complex. Gene Ontology annotation, biological process: chromatin remodeling; positive regulation of transcription by RNA polymerase II. The record is from RefSeq and is a predicted model, not a curated record.